AUGCAUUUCUCGAAAAGUGUUUUUUUUUUCCUGACCCCCAAGUAUCACUUGCAGACUCAGAUAAGAAGCACCAUUAAAAAAAAGCAAAACAUUUGUUUUAUUAAGAGAAAGAAAAGGAAGGAACAUCGCAACUAUUUUAAGUAUGGGAUAGCAGCCAAUAGGGAAAAGGGCAAUUCACAACAGGUUCCGCAGCUGGGGGAAAAUUCACAACCGAGGAGCGGUAGACCAGAGGGGAACCAAGUGAUUAAUCAAAAUGAGGAGACUCCUCGACGCACCCUUUUUGGAGAAAACAUAACUCAGGGUAGGCACACUGAAUGGGGAAGACGCCCCAAAGUUAGCUUAUUUCACACGAAGGUAAUCAAACAGCGAGGGGGCGCCAACCUGAGGAAUGCCCACCUCAUGGGUAAAAUAAUCCGAAGGAGCAGACAGGUCGAAACGUCCAUCGAGCAGGGGAGAUUCCCCUUCUGUGGGAGAGCUCCUCUCCACCUUGAAAAGAAGACGAAGGCGCAUGAACGUGGUCAGGCAGACGGUGAAGACACCUACGCGCAGGAAAAAGGAGCAAGUCGCGAAAAUAACCCAAAUGAUGCGAACCGAAGUGAUGCAAAUCCAAAUGCCGCCAAUCCAAAUAGGCAGGUGGGAAACCACCAACCCUCCAGUGCACACAAUAACGCGGACCAUACAAACUCAAGCAGAAAAAACGACAAACUGCUGUCCAAAAAGGGCGACUACUACAGCUGCAAAGAUGCUGAAAAACCGUUUGAAGAUAAAUCCCACGAGAAGGCAGAAAUGAAUAUAAAGAGGCACGACCUCAUCUUAGUAGCCCUCUCAGGCUGCAUCCCAUUCAUUUGUUUCGGCUUUGUUGAUAACUCCUUUAUGAUUAUUGCAGGGGAUUUAUUCGAUUCUACCUUCUGCGUCUUCCUAGGAUUCAGCACCCUCGCUGCAGCAGGAUUGGGGAAUCUAACCAGUGAUGUUUUGGGCAUCUUCAUUGGAGGCUACAUAGAAAAAAUCAUCGCCUACGUAGGGUUCCCGAGGAUAAACCUAACCAAUAAACAACUCAAAAUGAACAGAACUAGACGCUAUUACUACAUUGGAAGCGCUCGAAACCUUUACUCUCUGGUCGAUAGCGACAUUGUCCGGUUACCCCUAGAUCAGGACAUCAUCGGACAUGUGUAUAAAAGUGGCAAACUUAUCAACUAUGAAAGUGGCAGCCUCAUGAAAAACUUCGCCCAUUCGUAUAAGCCCAGUACGGAGAAGGAAGAAGUCGGGAAAGAUCUACCUCCUAGUGGGGGAACAAACGGAGGGACAGAACUAUUCGUCCCAGGGCAGACACCACAAGAGCAUAGGAACAAUGAAAAUUCCCUCCAUUUUCUCAAAAACCAGGACUUCUACAUCAACAGCAAGAAAAUUGACGUUCAUCAGGUGAUGGCCGCCCCGGUGUUUGGCCUAGACGAAUCCAUCAUCGCCGUCGUGGUGGCGAUCAACGCGAAGGAUAAAGUCUCCUUCACUGACAAAGACGCCCAGUUCCUGAGCAUGUUCUGCUCGCACAUAUCGAAGGAGCUGGAAGACGCCAAGGGGCUUCCCGACACUCUAAGGUGA
This is a messenger RNA of Plasmodium inui San Antonio 1, 1596 nucleotides long. RefSeq lists its product as hypothetical. Bases 1 to 1596 code for a protein of 531 amino acids. Gene Ontology annotation, cellular component: mitochondrion. The transcript is spliced from 3 exons. NCBI's taxonomy places the organism in Eukaryota, Apicomplexa, Aconoidasida, Haemosporida, Plasmodiidae. The record is from RefSeq and is a predicted model, not a curated record.